AUGGCUGAACUGAUCUGUUUCGCCUCUUCUGUCACAGCAACUGUGACCCUGGCCAUUCAAGCAACCACGAAGCUCCAUCAGAGUCGAGGGAAAGGCCCAUUCGUGAACUUCAGGAGCAUCAAGAGGGAUUGGCUUAACUUACAGUAUAUUGGAGAAGACAUCAUCAUCGAGAAUAUUCGAACAAGGCUGCAGCCCUUUGUUAUUCAAGGCGAGACAGCCACAGAAAUCGAUACAGGCGGGCUCCGAAGGGCGGAAGAGAAAGAUAUCGUCCAAAAGAGCCUGGGAAUAUGUGAGCGGUUUCUUACCAUCAUAAUCAGUUGCGGUCUAGCCUGUUUGGAGACUCAGGGAGUAAAUACCUGGAAAGGUUUCGACAAGGGGCAGACUGUGCAUUCAAGCAAAUAUCAUUUGCUGGACCCUGCCCCUUCUGAUAUUCAAAAUAUCAAGGAAAUUAACCGAUCCGAUGCCUCUUCCGCACUUGAGGUAGAACUUAAUGGAGAGAAAUGUGCCAUGAAGCUUUUUCACAACAAUGGGGACUCAGGAUUCGCAGAGAAUGGUCGAGACCUAGAUCGGUUCCGCUAUGAGUUGAACGCCUACAUGAACCUCAAGAAAUACAACGUUUUGCGAGAACGGGUUUGUUCCACGCUUUUAUGGUCAUAUUGA
Messenger RNA from Monascus purpureus, 660 nucleotides. NCBI's taxonomy places the organism in Eukaryota, Fungi, Ascomycota, Eurotiomycetes, Eurotiales, Aspergillaceae. The record is from the annotation of a GenBank genome assembly.